CCUAAUUUCAAAAUAGAAUGUGUGCUGUCCUCUAUGUAGUAGUAGUUUAAGCACAAAUCUAUACCAAAUAAAUACGUUUUGUUGACAAUUCAUUUUACCUGGAUAUUUUGUGUUUGGAGGCCAAAGAAGUUUAGAAUAUUUGACAGUUGACACUUGACAUUAUUAUUGACAUUGAAAAGUGAGGGAUUUUGUUUUGUGAAUUUGUUGGUGUUUUCGAAUUUUGAGAAAAGUUUACAUUUGUUUUUCAUGUGAAUUAUCUAAGUAUGGAAGACUUAACGGAUGAUUUUGGAGAAGAUUGGGAUGAUGAUAUUCUAAAUGAAAUAUCUCUUGUUGAAACAGUGAAUGUGAUUGAAGAUGACGAUCCAGACGAUGUCCCUGAAUCUAAACAUUUAUCUGCUUUACAUCGUUUAUUCGGUCAUAAGAAUUUUAGACCCUUGCAAUGGAGGAUAAUAGGUUCUAUUUUAAACCACAGGCGAGACAAUUGUGCUGUAAUGUCUACUGGUUACGGAAAAUCGCUUUGUUUUCAAUUUCCUUCUGUUUUCACGGGCGGUGUUACUUUAGUAAUUUCUCCAUUGAUUUCUUUAAUGGAAGAUCAAAUUUUAUCUUUAAAGGUUGCUAAUAUUCCUGCUUGUCUGUUAGGGACAGCUAAUGUACAAAAAGAAAAAACAUAUAAAGAGAUAAGUGAAAAUAAAUACAGACUGGUAUAUCUAACUCCUGAAUUUUGUGCUGGUGAAAGAGGAACAGAAUUACUUCAUGAAUGGAGUAACACAUUACCGCUAACACUAAUCGCUAUAGAUGAGGCUCAUUGCGUUAGUAGUUGGGGUCAUGAUUUUAGGGCUUCGUACAGAAAAUUGGGAGAAUUAAGAAAUCUAAUUCCAGAUGUACCAAUAUUAGCAGUUACAGCGACAGCCACUGAAAAAGUUAGAAUAGAUAUUAUAAAAACUUUACAAUUAAGAAACCCCCAAUUUUCUUCUACCAGUUUUGACAGACCCAAUUUUUAUUUUGCUGUUAACCACAAAAGUGAUAUGCCUGAAAGUGAUUUUAGAAAGAUUAUGGAACACCGUGGUUCUAAAUGGAAAUUUUCUGGACCUACCAUAGUUUAUUGUAUUACUAGAAAAAAAACGGAAGAGUUAAGUGCCAUGUUAGAAGAAAUGGGAUUAAAUUGUGCUCCAUACCAUGCCGGCUUACAUAUUAAAAUUCGCAAAGAAACCCAUGAAAAAUUCGUAAGAGACGAACUUGACGUAAUAGUAGCGACCAUAGCCUUCGGUAUGGGCAUAGACAAACCUGACAUAAGAAAUGUCAUACAUUAUGGAAUCUCAGACAGCAUAGAAUCUUACUAUCAAGAAGUCGGCAGAGCCGGACGAGAUGGUCAACCUGCGAAUUGUAUUUCUUUCUAUAGUAAUGACGAUUUUAGAAUGCACGCAUUUUUGAGAAUGAAAGGUUGUAAAAAUCAGGCUAAUAGGGAAAGAAAGGAAAGGAUGAUACAAUUUGUUCAUGAAUAUGUUGAAACGGAUCAAUGUAGGAGACAAUUUGUGUUAAAAUAUUUUGAAGAGAAAUUAGACACCUCCAAUCGAGAUACAUGCUGUGAUAAUUGCUUAAAAAUUAAGCUUCAUACAACAAAUUCCGAUAUCUACACUGAUCUAGAUGAAAACGGAAAGUAUAAUUUUUCCACAGAUGCAAGACUUCUUUUAAGCGUCAUAGAUUGUAUGAAUUGCAGUUACGGUAUGAUGACAUAUAUACAUGUCUUAAGAGGUUCAAAACAACAGAAAUUGGAAAAAUUCUUUAGAUUCCCUUUAUAUGGUGCUGGCAAAGGAAAAAGCGAAAUAUGGUGGAAAGAAUUAGGUAACUUGAUGGUAAGACAUAACUUACUGACUAGGUCAACUGCCAGUUUCAACGAAUUUGCUACAUUGAUAGAAAUGACAGAUGCUGGAAGAGCAUUUUUGUUGGAUCCGAAAAAAGAACUUUUAACACAUCCUACUCAAGAAAUGUUACCAUGUCUCAGAUCAAAGAAAAAUAUUUGGCAAAAUAAAGACAGUAAUACACCAUCUGCAAUGCCUAGUACAAGUACACAGUUGUUUAUAGGAGACGAUGAAACCGAAAGUCCUGAUCAGUUAGAUAAUAGGAUGACUUUAUACAGGCUACUUAUAAAUAAAAGAAAACUUAUAGCAGAUGAUGAGCAUUGUUUGCCAUACAUGAUUGCUUCUAAUAAAGCCAUCAUGGAAAUGGCAAAGUAUAGACCUCAAACUUUGAAUCAAAUGGAAACGAUGAAUCUUGAUGGAUUGACAUCGGUAAAGAUCAACAAAUUCGGCAAGCACUUCCUGAACAUAUUAACACAAAAUCAAGAAAAGUUAUCAAUAGAACAACUCUUGAAAAAAUAUCCAUUGCCAGAGACGUUUAAAAUAAGUCCAAGCGCUAGGGUUUCGUAUGUGCUCUACCAGUCAGGGAAAACGUUAAAACAAAUUGCACAGGAAAGGGGAUUUAGCAUAUCGACAAUAGAUUCGCAUAUAAACAGCUGUUUGAGAAGGGGUAUGGAAGUAAAGUUAUCAGCUUUCGGUAUUACCAAAAGUGUUGCUAAAACAAUAAUGGAUGGUAUUUUUAAAGCAGACUGUGGUCUAACUCUACUAAAUCCCGUAAAACUGGCUUGUCCUGACGAAAUAACUUUUGGACAAAUUAAGACUUUGAUGUCUUAUUUACAAAUACGGGAGCACUUAACCUCAAAUAAUCUUGCAUAUGCAGAAUUUGAUGACCCAGAAUACUAUGAGAUGUAUAAAAAUGAACUACAACUAAAAAUGGCUGAGAAGAAAUUAGAGAAUUCUCCUGUUACUGAUGACUUGUUGAGCCAGGCUUGUAAUGAAUUUGAAGAAAUUUUAGAUACAGAUGGUAUUGAAAUUGUUUAUGUGGAUGAUGACGAAAUAGAUACAGAAGAAUCCAAAACAAAAGUAGACGAUGAGGAACCAGUUACAAAGAAAUUAAAAACAAAUUUUUAUAAUCUAUUAGAUUCUCCACCUCGCGUAGAUGAAGAAAAUGUUAACCCAAUGAAAACAAAAUCUAGUUUACAAGAGAAAAGUGACGAUGAAGUUGAAAUCGUUGAGGAAAAGAAGACAAUUAAAGUAACGGGAAAUAAAGGUGCAGUAAUGAAGAAGAAAAAUGAUGCUAAUUUACCGCCGUGGUUAACGAAAAAACGUGUAGGAUAGUACCGAAAGUUCCAUUACAACAAAGAAAAACUUUAUUGUUAUUAAUAUUUUUUGUAUGUAUUUAAUAAAUUCUUUUUUUUUUAGUAAUAAAAAUUUAUUUU
Messenger RNA from Psylliodes chrysocephalus, 3295 nucleotides. NCBI's taxonomy places the organism in Eukaryota, Metazoa, Arthropoda, Insecta, Coleoptera, Chrysomelidae. The record is from the annotation of a GenBank genome assembly.